Messenger RNA from Bactrocera dorsalis (oriental fruit fly), 957 nucleotides. Its product is annotated as sericin 1. Lineage: Eukaryota; Metazoa; Arthropoda; Insecta; Diptera; Tephritidae. The transcript has 2 exons. The coding region runs from base 1 to 957 and encodes 318 amino acids. The record is from RefSeq and is a predicted model, not a curated record.
AUGUGGCCCGCCGCCGCCGCUGCUGCAGCAGCUGCUGUCAGCAACAAUCACCACAAUCACCACGACCACCACAACAUCCAUAGCACUGCUGCAUUCAAUAGGAGUAGCAGCACCAACAAUGAUUAUGAUACGCAUAGAGAAAGUACGAGUAAUGUGGACGUUAGUCACAGCCAUACAGGCAGUAGUACGAGCAGCAGCAGCAGCAGCAGCAGCUUACUGAAUUACAACAGUCAUAACAAUAGUAGUAAUGACAUUGGAAAUGGGAGUAACGUGCAGCAUUUCAAUGGCGAAGCAGGUGUGGGCAUGAUAAGCGGAGUGGGUAGCUAUGGAAGUGGGUUUUUCGGCGCUGCAGCCACCGGUGUGGUAGGAAGUUCAACAUCGGCGGCUAGUGACUACAGCAGCAGUAGUACCAGCUGUUUUUACGCCCCCAAUACUGCACAGGGAGCACCAACGGCUGGUGUUGUUAAUCCAACAACAAUGUUGUCCAAUUACUGUGACGCAGCUAUGAUGAUGGCAGCGGCGGCGGUGAAUGCCAAUCAAUGCCUUCAACAACACCACCGAAUGUUGCUCGCCAAUAGCGCUGGCAGCAGUCACAACCUCGCGAACGGUCACAAUAGCCACGACUGCACUGACGAUAUUGACGGAGCCGGCGGUACAACUGUGAACAGAGACGCGAUCAUGCCAGCCACAUCCAUAUCGGCAGUGACAUCACCGACAACUUCGACGGCAACCACGAGCGCUUCUGGCCCAAUGUCUACUGUCAAUUCAGCCGCCACUAGCAUCAGUCAACAAUACCAGCAGCAGACCCAACGCUGCCCCUCAAAUGCGCAUCCACCUGCCCAGCCACAUAUGCACAUCCACGACCUCCAGGGGCAGCAACAACUGCAAACGCAGCUGGCAUCGUCACCAAACCUAAUCGAUAUCAGCGAAGUUCCUCUCGUUGUCGACGUCAAGUAA